This is a messenger RNA of Linum trigynum, 5496 nucleotides long. NCBI's taxonomy places the organism in Eukaryota, Viridiplantae, Streptophyta, Magnoliopsida, Malpighiales, Linaceae. The record is from the annotation of a GenBank genome assembly.
CUUCUUACUUAUUUACUUAAUUCUUGGGUGCCAUGCUGAUUGGUGUGAGUAGUUGUGCAUUUGAUGACCUUCGAAAUAUAAGACCCGACAACCUAUGAUUUAUCUCUUGUACUACACAAUCAAACUACGCGGGGAGCAUCGUCGACUCGCUGUGCACGAGAUCGAGUGUUGAGCAUUCAUGUAGUGGAGGCAGCCCAGCCUGUGCCAGGGGCCGAAGAUUGGCAUUGGGAGAGGCUUUGAUUCUCGCCCCGUGAUUCCGACCACGACCCUCAAAUUCACCGCUAAUCGAUUAUCGAUUCUAAUUGGUAGAAGGAGGAAAAGAAGGUGGGAUUCAACGGCCAAAUUUUUAUUGUCAAGAGGUUUGGAUCAUCAGUAAUGGUGGAAAAGGAAGGAGGAGAAGAAGCUCCACGCGCGAGAAGGAGACGACAAUUUCUGGGUCAAUUUUUUUGAAUUUUUUUGUAAUUUAGUUGGAAAUCUUAUUUAUUUUUAAUAAUGUUAUCAUAUGUGGUACGGAAGUGGAAGACACAUAAGUGUCACUUCAUCAAUGGUCAGACAAACGAAGGUUGUCUACUGUUAAGUCAACAAUUAACUUUAACGGUCAACAUACAUUUUUGAAACACAAAUAACGCAGACACCUGAAAUUUUAGUUAGAUUCGUAUUUUUUGCUCUUUGAAGUUUCUUGAGAGCUCUUCGUGUAGUGGCAUAUCAUGAUCUUUCAUAGUACUUCUACUGCAUACAAACUAGGGGGUGAAAACUUGACCCGGAAGACCCACUGACCCAUCGCGACGCGUCCCAUCCCGACGCAUCCAGUCCCUAAGGGUCGGGACAUGUCAGUUUAUCUACAGUGUCCGAUUAGGGAUGGGUCAUUUGAUGACCCUGUAAGUGUCGGGACAGGUAGGGACAACUUAGGGACGGGUCACGUUUUGACCCUGUAAGGCUGUGACCCUUAGCAACAACAAAUAUCUCACACCACAUUGGACCUUUUUGUAAAUUUUUAAAAGUUUAGGUAGUAACUUGUAAAAAUAAAAAAAUUUGGGUACCAAAACUGAAUUAUACAAUCAAAAUUUAUGGACUUAUUUGUAAAAAAAUAAAUUUUAGGUACUAAAUUGUAAGAAAAAAUAAUUUUGGGUACCAAAACGUGUAAAAAGGUAGUGUGUUAAUUAGGGUCGACCCACUGACCCGACCCGUCCCGACCCGACCCAACUCUUGAGGGUCAGACAGGGUCAAGAAGGAAACAGGGACGGAACGGAUCAUUUAUACAUCUUGAACCUUCAGGAACGGGUCACACAGGGUCAAGGACGGGACAAGCAAAUUUUCAGCCCUACAAACUAUGGAGUACAAUCAAAGUCAGUCUUGUAAUUUAGUUAUUUUUCCAUAUCUCUGGACUUGCCUUGGUUCAAAGAAAAUAUAAGGGAAAGAGAUACAUCAUAUCUUUUAAUUAUUAAUAUUUAGUUUCAUUUUUAUUAUUAAUGAUAUUAAAACCGAUUUUUGUGGAGUAAGCUAAUCAUAUUUUUAUGGAUCAGUCAAACAAAGUAAACUAUAAACUCAUAUUUCCAAAGGUAUAAAAAACUAUAUUGCUAUAGAUAAAACUAGUUAUGUGCCGGCCCGACGAGUGACACAUUUUUUGGUCGUUGUUAAUUUUCAAUAGGAGUAGGCUAUUAUUUCUCUUUUUCUAUAUUUAUUACGAUUAUUUAUUGUUUGAGAUUGGUUUGAUUGUUAGGUUGCCAUAUUUAGUUUAAGUGUGGCUAGAAGCAAUGAUCAUGAAAAACAGUAAGAGUCCUAUCUUCAUCACUAUUUUCAAAAUCAUAUUCACAAUCAUCUGUUCUUUUAUUGGCCUAUGGUUUUCAACAUCAUAAUUUGUACAUAACUUUUCAUUUAUUUUUCCUUUCGUGCAUCUAUAUGUUGGCCAAUUGUUGUGAGCAUCUAAUAUUUUUUGUCUAGUAAAAAAAUUUCACGCACGUUAUUUAAAUUAUCAAAAUUAUCAUAUGUAAUGAUCGAAUCAGAGAUAUUUCAUAUUAUUUAUUAUUUGAUGAAUGUAUAACUCAACAAACUUACAUUUUGGUGGUAGUAGACUGUUCAAUAGAUGAUAGAUUUGUCUUUCGAUUGAUAUGUAUAACCCUUGCCCACUAUUGAAAUAAUGAUGCAUCAUGUCACUGAUAUAAUUAAAGUCAAACAAUAUCAUUGUAGAUCCUUAUGAAAAAUAGUAUGCAACUUCGAUUCCUCACACUAACAAAACCCUUAGGAAUUGAGGUGAUCGACCUUGUCACCUAUAGGACUGAACUCUACAAUAGCAUUAUAGAUCAUUAUGCACAUCUAAACCUCACCAUUUUAUCAUAUGUAAUGAUAAAAUGAAGUUAUUUUGUUGUUUGAAAUAAAAGUGACAUGUAAAGUUUCACCACUAACAUAUGUGAACUUUGGCAGUUGCUCCCUCCUCUUUCGGAUUAUAUAGAUUAUAGAAGCAGCAAAUAAAGGCUUCUCAUCAUAUAUAAUAAUGGGAAGAUAUAUAGGUCGGUAACUCUUUGUCUUAAGUGGAUCGUCUAGCUCAUAACAGGCAGCAAAGUAAUCUGAGAACCGGUAGAGGCAUCAACGAGGUUUACAAGAUUGUUGUGGCUUUCCUCUCCUAUGCAUAUAUAUAUAUAUACACACAAAUCCAUGUUGUAGUUAAACCGUCGUUUUCAAAAGUUUGGCAAGGGUGGAAAAGCAAGGAGGUGAAGAAGCUCCACGAGAAGGAGACGAAGAUUUCUGGGUCAAUUUUUUGCCAUUUUCCGAAAUUUUCUUUAAUUUGAUUGGAAAUUUUACUUAUUUUUAAUAAUGAUCUCAUAUAUGGCAGUUGGCACAUAAGGGGAACACACCUAAUUCAUUGAUAAUGCUGCUAUUCCGAUGCAUUGGAAUUCCGGCACAGAAGUAGUUUUGUGCAAGAUACGUAUGUCUAUGCUGUUAUUCUGAUCAAUAACCUAACAUCAUGCCUACGCUUCUAUUAUCUCGCCAAAUUAUUUUUUGAUGAAGAUGAGAAUGCUGUCUGUCCAACUACUAAGAUAUAAUAUUGCAACAACAAAAUUCAUCCAUCUCACAACAUUAUAAAGCUAGGUAGCCCACUUCACUCAGAACACAUCUUAGCUAGCUAAUAGCGAGAGAGAGAGAGAGAGAGAGAGAGAGAGAGAGAGAGAGAGAGAGAUGGCCAUGCAGGUUGGUCGCUUGGAUGCUCGAAUGGCCACAGUGCUGAUUUCGUCGCUAAUUGUGACAAUGAUCAACGUAGGCGGUGCCCUCGAUCCACUGUGCGGUGCCUCCAACGAAUGGUUUUGUAGUCCGACCGACUUCAAUAUCCCAGACGCGCAGGAUCAUUUAUUACGAAAACUCACAGUCACAAUAAAUUGCGAUGAGGCCAGAUACAGAAAUAGUCCUCUAGUCGCCUACGUACAUACUUCUUGUGCUAUUGCUAAUGGUGGCACCUGCGGUGAUUGCUUACGCAGAGCGACUCAAAUAAUGAGCGAGAAUUGCCCGGGCAAAGAUGGAGCUCAGUACGGGAACGAAGAGUGUUGUGCUAGAUAUGAGUUGAACAACUUUUGUUGAGGACCGGAGUAAAUCGUUACCCGCUGGCCAGGGUUUCUGUUAAUCAAUGCUCCUUUUCGAUUGACUUUCUUGGUCUUUCAUUGUAGAUCGGCUGCAUACAAACUACGGAUUGUAAGGAGAGACAGCUUUGUACGUGAGUCGUUGCGGUAUCUUUUUGGGCUUCCCUUGGUUAAAAGAAAAAAUAAAACGAAGCCUCCUUAUCGAUAUUAUGUAACAGGCAAAGAGAUACAUCAUAAAUAAAACUACGAGUUAUUAAUACGGAUGAGUUGUUUUAAUAUUUUUAAUUAUACUUAUUUUUAAUGGUGGGUGUUGAUAUCGAUAGAAGAGGCCGCGAUAGGUGAUAUUUUCUUUUUUUAUAAUGGUGAUAUUUUCUUUUUUUAUAAUGGUGACGAUUGUAUUAGAAGGAAAGAAAUACAAGGGAAGGGAUCAAGAGCAUUAAUCCCAAAAACCCAAAGUCCGAACCGAAAGCAAAUGAAGCAAGAAAACAAAGAAAUAGGACGGAAAACCAAAUCGCAGGGCAGGGAAACAGAAAAGCACAGGAGCACUAGAUGGAGCAGACCACCCCUGAGCUCAAAACAACGAGAAGGAACAAACAGCUCAAAUUACAAGAUCCCAACGUUGUUCCACCACGCACAGGGAAACAAUCUCAGCAGGCCGACCCUCCGGGUAAGGGAAACCAAACAGCACCCACCAAACAGCACCCAUAGGCCAUCUCCGCUCUGCGUCAAGUCGCGGCAUCGCCACUAGUUUAUAUUGAAAAUGGUAAUACUGGGCAUUAUCAUUAUCGCCCUGGCUGGCUGGGGGUUCUUGAAGUUUAUAUUACUAAGGUCAAGAGUGCAUUUGGAUAUCACCGUAUAUAAAGUUAUUCAGUGAUAAGGCUGUUAUUCGUAUGGAUUGAAAUUCCGACACAGAAUGAGAAGAUAACUACGACUCUCUUCACUUUCUUCUCCCACUUCAUUGUCUUCUAUCUCUACCUUCUCGGAACUGUUGUCGAUUACCACCCACUACCAUCAUGAUAAAACUCGUGACCAUAAAAAUACAAUUAGUUAGCACACAUUACCAUAUAGUAUAGUGUGGUAAUAUCAAUAUAGAUAUUUCCUAAAAGAAGGAAGAAAAACAGAACGAGGGAGAGAAAAUAAAGAUCGGGAGAAAGAUUUGGAGCAUCACCGAAUUUGAGAGGGGAGGCUGCAAUUUUUUCUUCGUCGAUUCGGGAAAAAAAAUGAAGAACAAGAGAAGGGAACAGAUCUAGAUCUGGAAAAGGGUGUUUGGAAGAGAGAAGGAAGAGAGAAAGGGAAAGAAAAAAGAGAGAGGAAGAAAUCUGGUUUUUCUCUUUCCUCAAUUAAAAGCCAGCAUAUAAAUGCUGGAAAAAAUAAAAAAAGGAAAGAAAUAAAAUUUUAAAAAUCGGACAAAAUUGCCCCUUCUCCACCCCGCGUCAAUAUCAGCCACACAAUGUUUCCCCACUAAGAUCUACGGUUUCCAUUUGAUUACUGAUGGAUGAGUAACCUUUAGUUACUCACUGUAUCCUAACCCUAGGAUUUGUGCUAACAAACGCUCGUCUUCGAUUGACUUGCUAAAUGGGGCUAUCUUGGAGGGGAACUUUUUUCCAUUUUUAUGUCCUUACUAUGUGAAUUCGUGUCUUCUGCACCUUGGACCGCGUCCUGUGAUAAUUACCCGAUCUGUCACGAGGUGGGUAUUGCUAUCGAAGUACCUGCCCCUGAUCUUUCUCAUUGAGGAGCCUUGAUCAACAAUUUAUGAUACGAGUAGAUAUCAAUCCUUGAUUGUUACAUAAUUGAUUAGACAAUGGAUUGAAGCGAAAGUAAGCGUUAGCUAGUUAAAUCAUUAUUGCAAGAGGUGCAUGCACAUGCUGAGAGUGACUUUAGAGGAAGGGAUAGAGUGUAAGUCUUAAAAUACACAAACCAUGGAUGC